Molecule: messenger RNA, 649 nt
Organism: Manduca sexta (tobacco hornworm)
Lineage: Eukaryota; Metazoa; Arthropoda; Insecta; Lepidoptera; Sphingidae
Product: sulfur globule protein CV3
Exons: 2
Coding region: 123-479 (118 amino acids)
Source: RefSeq, a predicted model, not a curated record
CAGGUGGUAUCGUUGUAUAAUUAAAUCCUUCAUCAAACAUCAUCUUGUAUAAAACGGCUCCGCAUUCGUGAUUUAGUAACAAAACUAAUUCGAACUUUACGACCCGCACUUUGUAAUUAAAGAUGGCUUCCAAAUUUGUACUUGCUAUUUGUUUGAUGGUCGCAGUAGCGUCAGCAGUACCACAACCUGGUAGAGCUUGGGGUGGAGCUGGUUGGGGUGGCGCCGGCUGGGGAGGUGUCGGUGGUGUCAACCCCUGGAUACCACCCUGGAUUGUAUCAUCUCCCUGGUACCCUCAAUGGAGUCCUUGCACCACAAUAGGCAGCGCUUGUGUCGACUGCAACACCAAACUCGUGUGCACUAAAGUCGGUGGGCUUGUACGUGCUUGUUCUGACCCUACCCUCCCCUAUUGCAACCUUGGAGAAUGCUCGGCUACACCAUCCGCAGAAUGCGCGCCCGAACCAGUUCCCGCUGCAGUUUAAAUCAACUAAGAAAAUUCUGGAUACAAUAUAAAGAGAGUGUUUAAAAACUCUGACCUGAUAUAUUGACUUUAGUAGUGUUAACAUCGUGUAAACAAGUCUGGCUGCGCAAAUAUUUUGUUAAAUUUAAUAGAUUAGAUAAUAUUUUGAUAAAUAAAGUUAUUUUAAUGUAA